GCCACGCCCACUGAAAAGACCGGAAGUGUAGAAGAGACUGGAGCGCGGUGCCGCACGUGCACGCGCAUCGUCCAGGACAGCUCGGUACGGUACCAGUCCGGUCCGGUAAAAAGAGGUUCGGCGGCGACAUGGUGAUGGUUGUUGUGCCGGCCUGGAAGCACCUUGCUCGGCCUGAUGCUGCUCGGCUGUCCGGCUGAAGAAGAAUAUUUCCAUGGCAACGCAAGAGAAGACAAUUCAUGUCCAGCGACAAGAUGAGUACACAAAGUACACAAAGACCCAAGCGGAAUAUCAUCAAGAAAACAUUUGACAUGAGUGACGGCAUGCCGUGGUGUGAAGAGCGUCUGGUACGUAAAGUACUUUUCCUGUCGCUCAGAGAGUUCCGAGACGGGCGCCGUGCAGCACAUGCACGCCCUGCACGUGCACGCCCUGCACGUGCACACUCUGCACGUGCACGCCCUGCGUGUGCACGGCGCACGCGUCAGAAGGCGGCUCAGCGAGUGUCUGACAGGCUGCAGAGGAAGAAGAAGAUGCAAGCGGUACAACACAAGUACACCCAAUCAGGUCCAGGUACACAACCAUCAGGUCCAGGUACACAACCGUCAGGUCCAGGUACACAACCAUCAGGUCCAGGUACACAACCAUCAGGUCCAAGUACACAACCAUCAGGUCCAAGUACACAACACUACACAAAGUGUGCACAACGUGUGCACACUUUGUGCAAGAAGUCCAGCAGGAAGUUACGCUCCCACAAGAUGCACAAGUUGAAGUCCAAGUACACAACAAGUACACAAGUAAAUACCAGGAGUACUGCAGCACAAAACUUUCUGGUUCCAGCCAGGACACGCUCCACUAAAGCCAUGAUAGGUUCCGUGUUGAAUGGUGUCGGUCGACGUCGGCCAUUGUUGUCUGGCGGUCCCAGCUGGAGCUGGUCUUUGCAGACACGCCCCCAGUGCCAGCACCCUGACCCUGAUCCCAGGCCAAAAGUGCAAGCACAGAGAAAGUUUGCCCAGUCUCCGCCCACUUCUCCAUGUCCACUACAGAGGACGUCAACACGACACAACUUCACGCUUGUCAGCAGUUUGAGAAGAUGUCCGCCCAAAACUGAAGACUUCUUGUCCUUCCUCUGUCUCAGAGGUUCUGCAGCGUUGCCAAGAAACUUCUUGAAGGGCCGAGAGGACGCAGCAGUGAGACACGUUGCUUCGGUCUCUAAGCACAAACACUUGAAACUCUUUGCGCAGGAGCUGGGAGGCGGGGCUUCUGCAGUGACGUGUUUGAGUGCCCGCGCACUGAGGAGGAGAGAGAGAGAGAGGAAGGAUGAAGAACGCAGCAGGAAGAAGAAGAUGGAGGAGGAAACAAGGAGACAUUACCUGAGACCCAGACACCUGGCCAUACAACUCAGGACCAAGAAAAAGGUCACCAAGGGGGUCAGACUGACGGAACCAAGGGCCUCCUUUGUCAGGUCGGUUGCAGCCCUGAAGCCCAAGACCGGGCCUGGCGGCCAGCCGGCGUCCGGGCCCAGCAAUAAGCGUCAAAGUGGAGGCCGAUUACGGGACUCUGACAGCAGCCAACACUCCCAGCCUAGCAACCAGCAGCUGCCUCACAAUCAACACCUGAACCUUUCCAAGUUCAACAGAAAGAAUCUCAGAACUUUUCAGAACUCAGGAAAAAAAUCAGUUCAGAUGACGACUCACCUCGCUCCUCCCACUGAGACCAGCGGGGUAAUGAGAUUGUCCCGCAGAAGAAGAGGUCUUCCUCCUGACACCAGCCCGACUCCAAUCAAUCAUUUUCCUACAGACAAUCCUGUGAGAGGGAAAAGGAAGUACAGAACACCUCAGUCCGCUGAGGACCUACAACUGGACAUGGACUGCUGUAAUGGCGACACCCUCGUAAAGGAGGCUAGCUGCAACCAAGAUGCUAACGUGAACCGUGUCAAUGCACACACCCGUGGCUGUGGAGCGCUGACACCGGCAAAGAACGCUUCUUUUACCCAGGAUAAUAGGGUGGAUGUUGGAAUCGGACAGUUGGACCCGGCAAACAUCAAGGAUAAGUCUGAACUGGGCGAGAUUAUCUACAGACACAUGCGGGAAAAAGAGCUACGGAAGAACCCGACCGCUUCACCUUCCACCUCCAGGACUUCUGUUUCCAAUACUGUUGCUGCUGUUCCUCAAGCUUCCACCAACUUGGCGGCAUCGGCCAAAGUCCGCAACCUUCCACCAGCCAGCACUUCCGUCAUGCACAACAAUCCUAACGCUACUGAAGAAGACAAGUUGACCUCACCAGCCAGCAGCUGCUCUGUGGACACUUCCAAGGGCGGCGCUAAACACUCCAGGCAGAAUAGAAGCUGCAGUCGCACUUCCAAGGGCGGAGCUACAGACUCCAGACAGAAUAAAAGCCUUGGUCGCACUUCCGAGGGCGGAGCUAAAGACUCCAGGCAGAAUAGAAGCUAUAGUCGCACUUCCAAGGGCGGAGCUACAGACUCCAGAAAGAAUAGAAGUUACACCCGCACUUCCAAGGGCUCUACAAAACCUCUUCAGCGGACCAAGUCUACUACCUCAACCAUGACAACCAGGAGCAGCCCGAGAGUUCUACUUAAGCGCUAAAAAUCACCUGAGCCAUGUCUUAACUUGUUUACACGUUGACUGUUUGCUGUAUUAAGAUGUCACAACAUGAGGAACACCUGACAAACUAGUGAGUUCCAUUUCUAGAUCGGCACCAGGAAUUCCUUUUUUACAAAGAUAUUUUAAUACGUGAACAACAUCAACAAACUAGGAAAGCAGUGGGAAGGUGCAGACCUACGCCAGGUAAAAAAAAAGUCCUGAGUCCAGACGUCGAUCUGGAUUAUCCCCAAAAUGUAGUUUUCUUCUCAUUUCUAAAGGCAACUUUCUGGCUUUAAGAAACAGCAAAAUAAACUGUGGUAGUCCGUAACAGAUUCAGUUUUAGAUCAAGCAGAGUGGAAAAUAUGGACUCACUCUGAAAAACAAUGAUGGUUCGUUCGAGACCAGGAAAAAACCCUCACGCAAAGUACAUAUACAUCGAGAUCUGCAAAGAGGGGAUAGGGGGCGCUGCUCUGUGAGGUGUGUAAGGUGUGGCAUGUGGGGGCGUUGGGUACGUUUCUCUGUUCCGCGACCUCGGUGCUGUCGCAAACACGGCCAGUCAGUCCAACCAAAGUCGACAAAGAAGUGUGUGUCCGUGAGAGACGGGGAAGGGAUUAGUUGUACUGUCCUCUGGGGGGAGUCUCCAACAAGCACCUCGCCAGGUUUGAGUGCCCACGGCUCUGCCCGCAUCCUUCAAUCUUUUGUGGCGGCAUCUUCUAAUUUGUCGAUACACUCGCUCCAGUCAGCAGAUGUCCUGUUAUCAUGAGUACGAGGUGGGUAUCUUCACUCAAAGGGUCUUCUGGCACGCGGUACUCUGCUUCUCCCAAGAAGUCCAUCGUGAGUCCAACUGUUCCGUCAGGACAGGCAGGUUCCCCAGAACCCAAGAUUGUGUCAAUUUGGUUGAGAAACAAGUUGAUCAGUUCCAUUGUUUCGACUUUGAAGAGUGUUCCAGUCCAGGCCUUGUGGGAAGAGGUUCAGAGUGGAGUCCUGCCUGGCCACCACCUCUCCCUCUCUCUUUGCAGGUCCCACACCUGCCUCUGGUUUGGCCUAAUCAGCUGGAGUGGAUCUCAGCCGGGCGCCCCAGGACCUCAGGCCCUGCUCAGCUCGUGAUUGGCACAGUUGUGGGCUUUGGUCAUGGUUGUGCUCACUUUUGUCAUAGGAAAUAUUCUUAUGUGCACAUUUGAACUUCAGUUUGGACUCCCUUGUGUUGUCGCCAGCUGUGACACAGAGCAGUCCAGGAGAAGGUGAAGACCAGACCAGAAGCCAGCAGGAGGGCCGUGGGCCAGAGAGAAAGGGCGUUUUUUGUUUUCUUGGAAGUUUUCUGAUGUUGUCCUUGGUUUGCCUUUUACCAGCGUCUGUUUGUACUUGCUCCACAACCCACCUUCUUCAACAACUUCUCUGUUGUGUUGGAGCCAUGAUUCAUGUCUACGCACCUGCUGCAACAGCUCUCCGCCUUCCAUCUGGUGCAGGUGUUACCUUUGGAAAAUGAUUAGGACAUUUACGGGAGGGUUCCAUCUGCUCCGUCUAAAAGUGAAACCGCUACGACCACGGUUGUUUUGCUUGAUUUCUUUCCUUCGAACCAGAAAGUUGUCGUUGGCAACCGUCGGAGUCUCGUGUCAUGUCUGUUAUCCCAACAACCCGAUGAACCACAUCCGAGUCUGCCGAGUCAUCCUUUUUGCCAGACACACCAACACCCAGAACUAAUCAGGAUCAGGCCCCAAGUCUCAUCCUUCCAUUUAAACGUUUCCUGAAAGUCUGGUGAACGUCUUUGGACUUACUUUGUUUACCGACGGCAAGGAUGGCGGCGGUACUAAUUGAAUGAGUAUUGCAAUACGAGACCACAGGGCACUGGACUAUCUGUGUCACCAUGGUAACUGGUCCGUAUGGACACAGCAAUUGUAGCACCUGGAACCAUUCCAUCUAAUCUGACCAAGUCAGCGUUUACAACACGACAAGUCAAACCUAUUUCUUGGACUCUUGUCCAGGACUAAAUGUGGCCACUUCUUCACUGGCUCUGUUUGCUUGAACAGAAUGUUUCACAACCUCGUCAUUUCACAAAACCGCUCUCUAGACCUCAGCCACCCUGGCGACACCACAAGCAGCCGUGUGGCGACACCACAGCAGCCGUGUGGCGACACAGUAGAGGAUUGUAAUGUGAAUGGUGGUCUAUGAAGACUUCAAACAGAAGUAUAAAUGAUGAUCAUUUAUUACAGGAAACUUUCAAAACAACUCCCAAGUGAGGCUCUGAGGGUUGUUAGCAUUUUAUUCUUCCACCUCUCAGCCCUGUGCUCACGCUAGCUAGCUUUGUGUGCUGUUAGCUAACAAAAGUUGAGUUGCUAACGUUAGCUAACAUUGAGUGUCGACACCACUGCAAAUUGUUCUGUGUAAGAUAUUCACACAUUAUAUAUGUGAAUAUAUAUUCAUACUGUAUGUAUAUACAUUUAUAUACGUGUGUAUACAUGUUUGUACAUAUUUGUGUGUAUAUAUAUAUGUGUGUACGUGUUUAUAUAUACAUGUAUAUACUAAUAUGUAUGAAGAAAUAUUCAUGUAUGUAUAUAUGUAUAUACGGUAACACUUUAGUAUGGGAAACAUAUUCACCAUUCAUUAGUUGCUUAUUAACAUGCAAAUUAGUAAUUAAUUAGUCAUGAUUAAGUACUUAUUAAUGCCUUAUUCUGCAUGGCCUUAUUAUACAACCCUAACCAAAUAACUAUAUUAACUCUUUGUUACUUAGAAUAUGUUCCCCAUACUAACGUGUUACCAUAUAUACAUGUGCAUAUGUGUAUAUAUAAAUAGGUUUAUAUAUAUGUAUAUAUAUAUAUAUGCACAUAUAUAUCUGUGUAUGUAUAUGAGUUUAUAUAUACAUGUAUAUUCACACACAAAUAUAUAUACUCGUAUGUAUGAAGAAAUAUUCAUAUGUAUAUAGAUUCAUAUAUGUAUAUACAUGUGUAUGUGUAUAUA
Molecule: messenger RNA, 5552 nt
Organism: Entelurus aequoreus (snake pipefish)
Lineage: Eukaryota; Metazoa; Chordata; Actinopteri; Syngnathiformes; Syngnathidae
Product: protein Jumonji-like
Exons: 8
Coding region: 237-2600 (787 amino acids)
Source: RefSeq, a predicted model, not a curated record